Dovyalis caffra is the source of this 870-nucleotide messenger RNA. The record is from the annotation of a GenBank genome assembly. NCBI's taxonomy places the organism in Eukaryota, Viridiplantae, Streptophyta, Magnoliopsida, Malpighiales, Salicaceae.
AUGAAGAGUGGGAUCCCGUUCCAUGGUCUAUCCAAGGCCACUGCAACUGACUAUGUUGUCAAUGUUGGUUUGGGCACGCCGAAGAAGGAAUUUCCACUCUUAUUUGACACAGGCAGUGGCCUCAUUUGGACUCAAUGUAAGCCAUGCAAGCCUUGCUAUCGAAAUGCACCGGUGUUUGACCCAACCAAAUCAACCUCAUUCAAACCCAUACCAUGUUCCUCAAAGCAGUGCCAAACAAUCGAAGAUGCAGAAUGCUCCUCUUCGAAGUGCAGCUACAAAAUUACAUAUGUAGACAACGACACCUGCAAAGGAAUUUAUGCGAUGGAAACAAUUUCCUUUAAACCAUUAAAUUAUGAAUUCAAGAACAUCUUGAUUGGAUGCAGCGAUCAAAUAUCUGGUGAUUUAGAUGAAGAAAAUUCUGGUGCUCCCAGCUCAACUGGUUACCUUACUUUCGGCAGUGAAGUGUCGAAGGAUGUGAAAUUCUCUCCAGUGUCCAAAAGAGCACCACCUUCGGACUACGACAUCGAAAUGACUGGAAUUAGAGUCGGAGGCCGUACACGAUUGAUAGAUACAUCGGUUUUCAAGAUUCGUUGCACCAUCGACUCUGGUACAGUGUUCACUUAUCUGCCUCCGAAGGCGUACUCGGUGCUCCGAUCAAUGUUCCGAGAAAUGAUGAAAGGUGAGGUUGAGGUGGAUAUCGAUGUGUCGGGGAUCAUGGUCAGGGUUGACGAGUCCAAGGAGUACUGCUUGGCUUUUGCAGCAUUGGAUGAUGAAGUUGCAGUACUUGGGAAUACUCAGCAACGGACUUACACAGUCGUCUAUGAUGGUGCAAAAGAAAGGAUUGGAUUUGCCCCUGGUGGCUGUGACUAA